AUGGAAGCAGCAGCCCUGGAAUGUCCCAACUCUUCCUCCGAAAAACGCUAUUUCCCCGAGUCCCUGGACUCCAGUGACGGGGAUGAGGAGGGAAUUCUGGCCUGUGAGGACUUGGAGCUUAACCCUUUCGAUGGCUUGCCGUAUUCAUCACGUUACUAUAAACUUCUGAAAGAAAGAGAAGACCUUCCAAUAUGGAAGGAAAAAUACUCCUUCAUGGAGAAGCUGCUUCAGAGUCAAAUUGUGAUCGUUUCGGGAGACGCGAAGUGUGGCAAGAGCUCUCAGGUUCCGCAGUGGUGUGCCGAGUACUGCCUUUCCGUCCACUACCAGCACGGGGGCGUGGUGUGCACCCAGGUCCACAAGCCCACGGCGGUCCAGCUCGCCCUCCGCGUGGCCGACGAGAUGGAUGUUAACAUCGGUCAUGAAGUCGGCUACGUGAUUCCUUUCGAGAACUGCUGCACCAGCGAAACCAUCCUGAGGUAUUGUACUGAUGAUAUGUUGCAAAGAGAAAUGAUGUCCAAUCCUUUUUUGGGUAGCUAUGGGGUCAUCAUCUUAGAUGAUAUUCACGAAAGAAGCAUCGCAACUGACGUGUUACUUGGACUUCUUAAAGAUGUGUUACUAGCAAGACCAGAACUGAAGCUCAUAAUUAACUCCUCACCUCACCUGAUCAACAAACUCAGUUCUUACUAUGGAAACGUGCCUCUCAUCCAAGUGAAAAACAAGCAUCCUGUGGAGGUUGUGUACCUUAGUGGGGCUCAGAAGGAGUCUUUUGAGUCUAUUUUACGCCUUAUCUUUGAAGUUCACCACUCGGGUGAGAAGGGUGACAUCGUAGUCUUUCUGGCCUGUGAACAGGAUAUUGAAAAAGCCUAUGAAAUUGUCUGUCAAGAAGGAUCUAACUUAAACCCAGAUCUUGGAGAGCUGGUAGUUGUUCCUUUGUAUCCAAAAGAGAAGUGUGCACUGUUCAAGCCAAACGACGAAACAGAGAAAAGAUGCCCAGUUUAUCAGAGACGAGUGGUGUUAACGGCUAGCUCCGGAGAAUCUUUGAUCUGUAGCAACACAGUCAAGUUUGUUAUUGAUGUGGGUGUGGAGAGAAGAAAGGUGUACAACCCCAGGAUCAGAGCAGACUCGCUGGUCACGCAGCCCAUCAGCCAGAGCCAGGCCGAGACCCGCAAGCAGAUCCUCGGAACCUCUCCCUCAGGAAAACUCUUCUGUCUGUACUCCGAAGAAUAUGCCUCCAGAGACAUGCGGCCACUGAAGCCAGCAGAGAUGCAGGAAGCCAACCUCACAAGCACAGUGCUCUUCAUGAAGAGAGUGGACAUCGCAGGCCUGGGCCACUGCGACUUCAUGAACAGACCCGCACCAGAGAGUCUGAUGCAGGCUUUGGAAGACUUAGAUUACCUGGCAGCAUUGGACAAUGAUGGAAAUCUUUCUGAAUUUGGAAUCAUCAUGUCAGAGUUCCCUCUUGAUCCACAACUCUCCAAGUCCAUCUUAGCAUCCUGUGAAUUUGACUGUGUCGAUGAAAUGCUAACCAUCGCUGCCAUGGUAACAGCUCCUAAUUGCUUUUCGCACCUGCCCCACGGAGCGGAGGAGGCUGCCCUAUCUUGCUGGAAGACGUUCUUACAUCCUGACGGAGAUCACUUCACCCUCAUCAACAUCUACAAGGCCUACCAGGACACAACUCUGAACGCCGCCAGCGAGCACUGUGUUGAAAAGUGGUGUCACGAUUACUUCCUCAACUGCUCAGCACUCAGGACGGCAGAGGUUAUCCGAGCUGAACUUUUAGAAAUCAUCAAGCGGAUCGAGCUUCCCUACACAGAACCUGCCUUUGGCUCAGAGGAGAACACUCUGAACAUAAAGAAAGCUCUUCUGUCUGGUUAUUUUAUGCAGAUCGCCCGGGACGUGGACGGGUCGGGCAACUACCUGAUGCUGACGCACAAGCAAGUCGCACAGCUGCAUCCGCUGUCCUGUUAUUCUGUCUCCAGGAAGAUGCCCGAGUGGGUCCUCUUCCACAAAUUCAGCAUCGCUCACAGCAACUACAUCAGGAUCGCCUCCGAGAUCGCUCCUGAACUGUUUAUGCAACUGGCACCACAAUAUUAUUUCAGUAAUCUGCCUCCUAGUGAAAGCAAGGAUAUUCUACAGCAAGUCAUGGAUCACCUAUCCCCUAUUUCAACAACGAAAAAGGAGCAGAAAAUGUGUGACAAGUGCCCUGAAGCUACUGAACAGAGAUGCACUGUGCAGUGA
Messenger RNA from Rangifer tarandus platyrhynchus (Svalbard reindeer), 2238 nucleotides. The record is from the annotation of a GenBank genome assembly. Lineage: Eukaryota; Metazoa; Chordata; Mammalia; Artiodactyla; Cervidae.